AUGAUUUGCGUGAAGCCCAUUGUUUCUUCAUCAAUACCGCAAAUGGCUCGAGGAUACGUCGUGUCCGUAAAGCCUCCUCGCGUCUACGAGGCCAAACCGACACCGCGUCGCUACGGUGUGCAGAAAACAUUCUUAUACAACCAAUACACCCGCAUGCUCGAAGCUAGCGAUAAUUCCCCCAUAAUAUUCCUCCAACACACAAAUUUCGCAGCUCAGCGGCUACAAAAGCUGAGACGGGAUAUAGCCGAUGCAAACACCAAGUUUUCAGUUUCAUUAUCCUCUCCGAUACCUUCUCCAGUUGAAAUCGGUGCUCCUACGCUAGCCGUGAUGCGGACCUCACUUUUUGGCGUUGCAUUACGAGACUUUGCGCCUUUUGACGCGGAACAGGCAGAUCAAAUUGCAGGACUGCUUAAAGGCGGUCUUGCUGUCCUAACGCUACCAUCAUUUAACCCUCCCCAACUUGACGCCAUCCUCCGUGCUCUUGAUCGUUCAGUACCUUCCAAGAAACCAGGGUUGGCACAGCCAACACCUAUCAAACCUCAAGAUGACCCAAAUUUUAUUCCUGGCAGAAAGAUGCAGCGGGUGAAACCCAUCUUGACCCCGGAACUGGUGGUGAUGGGUGCUCUUAUCGAGAGGCGGGUAUUUGGAAUGGAUAGUGUGCGGGAUGUAUCGAAACUGCCAACCCUAGACACACUGCGGGCGCAGAUAGUUGGGUUGCUGAGCUCACCAGCUGUACAGUUAGCUGCAAUUCUCAGUGAGGCAAGCGGAGGGAAACUUGCGAGAACACUGGAAGGCUUGAAGAAGGGUCUGGAAGAGAGUCAAAGUGCGGAAGCUUCAUCAUAG
Molecule: messenger RNA, 843 nt
Organism: Suillus plorans
Lineage: Eukaryota; Fungi; Basidiomycota; Agaricomycetes; Boletales; Suillaceae
Exons: 1
Coding region: 1-843 (280 amino acids)
Biological process (GO): translation
Cellular component (GO): mitochondrial large ribosomal subunit
Molecular function (GO): structural constituent of ribosome
Source: RefSeq, a predicted model, not a curated record